This is a messenger RNA of Prorocentrum cordatum, 353 nucleotides long. Lineage: Eukaryota; Dinophyceae; Prorocentrales; Prorocentraceae. The record is from the annotation of a GenBank genome assembly.
GCAAUAAUGCAGCGAUCCCGACAUGGCCUAGUCGUUGUUUUCUUGGAGCUCUUACUCCAGGCGGCGCCCGCCGCCGCCGCCGAGCUGCUGGACCUGUCCGACGUGGCGUGGGCUGCGCCACGCCAGGCCUUCGUGCAGUCCCGCGGGCGGCAGGAUGCGGCGGAGGGCGGCAGGGCCGCCUCGGGCGCCACCUCCGCGGAGGCGCGCCGCGCAGUGGAGGCGCUCCAGAGCCAGCUGGCCAGCGCGGAGCGCGGGCGGGACCGCCUGCAGAAGCGCCUGGAGGAGGUGCACCGCGAGGCCCAUCUGGGCGUGGAGCGGCUGAGGCAGCAGCUCGAGCGGGCCGAGGCGCGGCA